AUGUCACUAUAUCAUCUGAAAUUAUUAAUUAAAAAAUCAGCUCGUUAUGCUUGGCGUCGGCGAAUAUGUCGAUGUUGUCCUAGGAUCAUAUUUGAAUUAUUUAUUCCUACCAUAUUUAUUCUUCUCUUAUGUCUUCUUCGUUGGAUACAUACACCUUCAUCUAAAACUAUUAAUCAAGCAGCAUCAUUAUCGAACAGUAUCGAUUCAAAUCGUAUACGUUUAACACCUUCCUUCAUUAUUUCACAGCAAGACUCGAUCAGAAUUCUGAAUUAUACAUCAGUUUAUCGAUGUCCGCCAUCAUUGAUAACGAUUGAUAUCAUAUCUGAUCAUCUAUAUAAUCGUUUUAGACGUUUAUGUCCACGAAGUACUUUUGUCUUAUCAUCGGAACAAUUUCAUGGACAUAUUUUAGUUAAUACUUCUCUAAAAACACAUACUAUCAGUUAUCGUUGUCCAUAUAACAAACAACAAUGGUGUCAAAAAACAAACCUACUAAACAAAAAUCAAAUUCAGCAUCCGUCUACAUAUUUAUGUUCAAAACAAGAUGUUAAAGAAUAUAAUUUAUUAUUAAAAGCUUAUCUUGCAAUUGAAUCUCUUUUAAAUCGACCGAUACAAAAAUAUCAAUUAUCAAUCUAUACAUGGCCUUGUUCAUCCUAUAUUUCGGAUGCGCUGUUUGAAUAUCCUAAUUUUAUACUUCCAAUUAUUUUAAUACUUAUCGAUGGAUAUAUUUUAUUUAGUUUUAAUUUUCUUUUUCAUGAAAUAAUCGAUGAAAAACAUCAAGGAAUAACUGAACUUCUCCGAUUAAUUUCUAUUCAUCCCAUACUCAAUAGUCUUGCUUGGUUUUUACGUGUUUUUAUUAUACAAUUAAUAAUAAGUAUAUUUCUAAUUUUAAUAUUAAAAAUUUCUUUCGAUGGAGGAAUUUAUUUUGCUUAUGUCUCAAUCUGGUUUAUUAUUUUAACAAUUUUUUUAUGGACUAUUCAAGUUCUUUCACGUUCAAUUCUUGUUGCUCACUUUUUUAAUAGUAUACUUCAAGCAUCACUUUGGUCAUGGUUUAUCUAUGUUAUUUCAUUUUUGUUAGCAAUUUCAUCAUCGAUACAAUUACCAAUGAUUCUUCGUUUAAUUGCGUCAGCUUGGCUACCAUUCUAUUCAAUAAAACGAAUAAUUAUUCUCUUUAUACAAAUAAAUACCAGUGUAGGUCGUCAAACGAAUUUAACAACUGAAAUUAUUUUAAUUUGGUUAAGUAUGAUAAUUGGUAGUCUUUUAAUAUGGUUAUUAGCAUAUUAUUUCGAACAAAUUCGACCAGGUAAAUAUGGUAUACCACGUUCCUGGUUAUGGCCAUUAGAUUAUAUUCGUAAUAAACCCAAUAGACGCGAUAGUAGUGCUCGUGAAAAUAUGAUUGAAAUACCGGCUAACCAACAAACAACAGUUCGAAUAAAUAAUUUAACAAAGAGUUUUGGUCGAAAAAGUACUGAACAACAAAUUGCUGUUGAUCAUAUUUCAUUUAAUCUUGAAAAUUCUAAAAUACAUGGUCUUAUUGGUCAUAAUGGUGCUGGAAAAACGACAACAAUGGAAAUGUUAUGUGGUUUAUUACCAUGUGAUUGUGGAACAAUUGAAAUACAUAAUAAAAAUUUCUAUGAUAAUUUACAAGAACUUCGAUCUUGUAUCGGUUAUUGUCCUCAACAAGAUAUGCUUUUUUCAUAUUUAACUGUACAAGAACAAUUAGAAUUUUAUGCUUGUGUACGAUCCAAAGGACAACAUAUUGAUAAUAAUCAAAUUCAAGAAUUAUUAACUAUGAUGGAUAUGUAUCAAUAUAAUCAACAGUUAUGUCAUACAUUAUCGGGAGGUAUGCAACGAAAAUUAUCAAUUCUAUGUGCGUUUGUUGGUCAAGCUAAUGUAAUAGUUUUAGAUGAACCAUCAUCGUCACUUGAUCCUGUUGCUCGUCGAAUACUUUGGUCAUGGCUUCGACAAUAUAAAACAAAUCGAACAUUAUUAAUCUCAUCUCAUUUAUUAGAUGAAGUCGAAGAACUUUGUGAUUCAGUUAUUAUUCUUGAUUCAGGUAGAAUUCAAGCACAAGGUACAAUUCUUGAACUUAAACAACAAUUUGGACCAGCAGGCGAUCGAAUUUAUUUGGAUGUUAUACCAAACUAUAUACCAAAUGAAUGGAUUAUUGAUCAAGAUAAUCAUUAUAUACAGAUACCAAAUCGUAAACAAUUAAUUCAAUUACUUGUACAAUUAGAAAAAGAUAAUAUUCAAUAUUCAUUAGUUAAUAUUACACUUGACGAUAUUUUUCUCAAAUUAACAUCAACAUCGGAAUCAUUAAAACAUGAUGAGAAUAGUAUUAAAUCACAAAUUAAUGAAUUAUUUACUUUACGAACAACUACACAAUUGACUUAUUUAUGGUUUCAACAAAUCUUAGGUGUCUUAAUUCGAAGAAGUCAAAUAUUUUUAAAACAAGCUCGUUUAUUACCAAUUGUUAUAUUUCUUUAUAUAAUUUAUACACUUACACCACUUUAUAUGCCAUCAUUGACUUCAUCAUCUGAAUCAAUUCGUUAUAUAAUUUCUUCUUCUUCUUCGUUUGAAUACAAAACCAAAUUAAAUUUAAAAAAUUUCGAUAUUAAAUCAAUUCCAUUUUCUCAUUCAUCACAAGAAUUUCAAAAACAUUUAUUAGAACUACCAACAUGGUCAUCGAAUUCUAAUCAUCAAAAAAAAUUAAUUGGCCUUCGAAUAAUAUCUCAAGAUCAAAUGGAAUGCUAUGUGCCAUCACCUGCUCUAUCAAAUACAAUUACUUCAUGUUUACCGAUAUUUUCAUUAUUUUCUAAUCGAUCGAUUUCACCAUUACAAUUACUCGGAGAAGAAGAAUCUAUUAUAAUAUCUACAUCUCAACACGACUCAUCUUUCUUUUGUUUCUAUACACUACCACCUACACUUCAUCUAUCAUUUAUUUUAUUAUCCCUUAUUUUAAUUGUUUGUGCAGCAUUAGCCAUUCAAGAUUAUGCAUCAGGUCUUCAUUCCUAUUCACUUAUUCAUGGUCUUCGAUCACCCAUUCAUUGGUGUAUUAUAUUUCUCAGUGAUCUUAUUUUAUGUCUUCUAUGGUUAAUUAUUCUUAUUUUAAUAGCACGUUUUGUUCAUUCAUCAACUUUUAAUGAUCAAUUUUUUGCUUUAACACCACUUCUUUUCAUCGUUAAUCUUCCAUUUAUAUAUCUAAUUGCAAAAAUUUUCAAAACACCAGUAUUAGGUGCAACUAUAAUUAUAUUUAUUCUUCAAUUAGCACAUAUUUUAAAUACAUUAAAGAUAUUUAUGGAAAUUUUUCGAAAUUAUCGAGCAUUUUCAUCAUUAAUGUAUAUCAUACGAUGGUUACUUUUACUUAUAUUUCCAAAUGUGAAUGUCUAUAUAUUAAUUGUAGCUAUAUUAAGACGAUCUUUAUGUGAAUUUGAUGAUUCAAUAUUUGAACAGCAAGGACUAGAAUUUGCACAUGAACAAUAUUCAAAUAAAAUUCUCAUUCAUACAUUGAUUUUUAUUAGUCAAUUUAUCUUAUAUUUCAUUUUACUUAUUAUAAUUGAUAUUUGGAACAUACGAUUUCCUUGGAAUAGAAUUAAAAGUAAAAUAGAUCAACAACAAGAAGAAGAUGAUGAUGUCAAAGAAGAAAGAGUCAGGAUAAAAUCAAUGAAUGACGAUGAUAAACAAUGUGAAGCACUGGUUGUUGAUAAUCUUUCUAAAUAUUUUCAUGGAUCGAAAAUUCCAGCUGUUGAUCGAUUGACAUUUUCUAUACCACAUCGACAAUGUUUUGGUCUUUUAGGAUUCAAUGGAAGUGGUAAAACAACAACAUUUCGCAUGUUAGUUGGUGAAUUACAAUCAAGUGAUGGUUAUAUCUAUCGAAAACAUCAAGAUUCUAUUGGCUAUUGUCCUCAGAAAGAUAUUUCAUUUUCAGCAUUAACUGUUAUACAAUCUAUUGAUUAUAUAUGUCGUCUUCAUGGUCUUCAACCUUCAUUAUUAAAUGAUUUAAUCUUAACACAAUUUCAACUUGAAAAACAUCAACAUUAUUUAGUAUCAAAUUUAAGUGGUGGUACUCAACGUCGUCUUCAUUUAGCUUUAUGUUUAAUUGGAUCACCAACACUUCUAUUACUUGAUGAACCAACAGCAAAAGUUGAUCCUGUAUUACGUAGUCAUAUUCGUUUGAUAUUGCAAAAUCGAUCAGAUGAUACAUCGAUUAUAUUUGCUUCACAUUCAAUGCUUGAAUGUGAACAAUUAUGUGAUCGUUUAACAAUACUUGUUCGUGGUAAAGAACGAUGUUUAGGUACAGUUGAACAUCUUAAAAAUAAAUAUGGCAUUGAUUAUCGUAUACGAUUAACAUUACUUCAAUCUUCAUCAUUACAAAUACCAUUACUUCUCUCUAUUGAUAAUAGUAAUGAAUAUAUCUAUCCAAAAGGUAGUUUAGCACAAUUAUUUACAAUAUUAGAAGAACUUGUUGAACAACAAAAAAUUGCAUCAAAUUAUACAGUACAAUUAACAUCAUUAGAACAUAUUUUUUUAACAUUUCAACAUUCGAAAUAG
Messenger RNA from Adineta steineri, 4548 nucleotides. Lineage: Eukaryota; Metazoa; Rotifera; Eurotatoria; Adinetida; Adinetidae. The record is from the annotation of a GenBank genome assembly.